Penicillium malachiteum is the source of this 1173-nucleotide messenger RNA. Its product is annotated as cytochrome b5 reductase family protein. NCBI's taxonomy places the organism in Eukaryota, Fungi, Ascomycota, Eurotiomycetes, Eurotiales, Aspergillaceae. Gene Ontology annotation, molecular function: oxidoreductase activity. The record is from RefSeq and is a predicted model, not a curated record. The transcript has a single exon. Bases 1 to 1173 code for a protein of 390 amino acids.
AUGAACUCAACACUCUCUUUUCGCUGCUGCGGCAGUCGAAAUCUAUUUCGUCGCUAUGUCUCUACAACCACCUCAACCGCUAAACCCACGCCAUCACCACCCUCAUCCUCACCGACUCCCUCCACGACCAAGCGCUGGCUAGGAAUCCUCUUCGUAACAGCAGCAGCAGCAGGAGCAGGCGCCUACAUUCGCUCUUCAAGUCCGAGUUCUUCAACCCUAAACCAAGAAACCUUCACGAAAUACAGCCUGGUAUCCAGGGAACCCGUCUCAACAACAAGCAGUCUAUUCACACUCCGUCCCCGAUACCCCAGCGGAAGUAACUACGACGUCUACGAAGAUGCAUGGCGCAUCGGUGUAUGGAGUGUUAUGUUCAAGCAACCCCAAUUACAAAUCGGUCGAGAUUAUACACCCCUCCCAACCACCGCGGCCACUUCGUUGAGUGUCGACGAGGAAAAUGAUGGUUACUUGCGCUUCUUUAUUCGGAAAGAUCCUUUUGGAGAGGUUUCGAGGUAUCUGCAUAAUUUGGCGAUCGGUGCGGAUAUCGAGAUGCGUGGCCCCCAGAUUGAGUGUGUGAUUCCGGAGAAGACGAGGGAGAUUGUUUUCGUUGCUGGUGGAACUGGUAUUGCGCCGGCGUUACAGGCUGGAUACUCGCUUCUUAGUCGUGAAGAUCAGCAAAGCAAAGAUUCCGAUGCACGCCCAAGGUCCAAGAUCCAUAUUUUAUGGGCGAAUCGCUUAAAGGAGGAUUCUCUCGGUGGAGAGAGUGAUACGCCGAAGAUUGUUACCCAGCGUACAUCUUGGUUCUCCUGGUUUGGAUCUAAGAGUCCUACGCAGGUUACUCUCCCAUCUGAUACUCAGGAGAAGACUACUUCGCUUAUUGUGAAGGAGUUGGAGGCGCUCAAGUCUCAGUAUCCUGGACAAGUCAAGGUGGAUUACUAUUUAGAUGAGGAGAAUCGGUUUAUUGGGAAGAGUGAUCUUGCUGACGCGGUUCAACUCCAUUCCAGUACCAGUGAAGACUCUCGCAAUACUAAACUGAUCUUAGUAUCGGGUCCUGAGGGAUUCAUUAGCUAUAUGGCAGGUCCGAAGGUCUGGGCUCAAGGACAGGAACUUCAAGGUCCGGUUCAAGGUGUUAUUAAGGAACUGGAUCUAAAGGACUGGGGUGUUUGGAAGCUUUGA